Messenger RNA from Ornithorhynchus anatinus (platypus), 1280 nucleotides. RefSeq names its product cytochrome c oxidase assembly protein COX19. The transcript is spliced from 3 exons. Gene Ontology annotation, cellular component: mitochondrial intermembrane space. Gene Ontology annotation, biological process: mitochondrial respiratory chain complex IV assembly. NCBI's taxonomy places the organism in Eukaryota, Metazoa, Chordata, Mammalia, Monotremata, Ornithorhynchidae. The record is from RefSeq and is a predicted model, not a curated record. The coding region runs from base 82 to 360 and encodes 92 amino acids.
GACUGCUCGGCGCUCGUGGUGGUGGCGGCCUGGGCCUGCUCGGGGCCUUGUCGUCGUCGUCGUUGUCGUCGGGUCGCCGCCAUGUCCACCGCCAUGAACUUCGGCACGAAAAGCUUCCAGCCGCGGCCUCCGGACAAGGGCGCUUUCCCGCUCGACCACUUCGGUGAAUGUAAGAUUUUCAAAGAGAAAUUCAUGAACUGCCUUCGUGCUAAUCAUUUUGAAAGUGCUUUGUGCAGAAAUGAGUCAAAGGAAUACCUAGAAUGCAGAAUGGAGAAGCAGCUAAUGGCUCAUGAAUCACUGGAAAAGCUGGGAUUUAGAGAUCUAAUAAAUGAAAAAUCAGAAGCAAAAAAUAAUUCAUAACUAAAAGAAGACAGUUUCAUCAUGCCGUGUCUUACAAGAAUACUCUGUGGUAGGGCAUUGUGUACAUGGUUUGGUCUCUCUGAUUCUUUAAUGUGAUUCUUUGUUUCUAGAAUCGCCUGUAAGUUUCAGGAGGGAAAGUGAACUAAUACCUCUCAAAGUGGUACUAAAUUAUCUUCAGGGAUGAACGUUUUUUGUUUUGUUUUAAGAAACUUGGGUAUUUAUUUUAAUCACUUUUUUUAAAAAAUUGGCCAGAAUUAAGACCACAAUAAUUGCACAUUGUUAAUUCCAUUUUAUAGAUGUAGAGCCUAUUUAAGGUGUAUUUAGGGAAAGGGAAAUAAAUGACCUUUCAAGCUACCAAGUAAUAAACUAUUUGGGGGCACUAACUUUCCACCUUAUGACCAAAAACAACUUUUAUUGUCUCUCAUUUUACAUCCAAACCAUAUUUUAUUUGUCUUAGGUUAUUGUCAGGAUUAGGCUUGCAUCAGUAUGCUUGAUGCCAGAGGAAUGCCAUUGUUUAUAAAUAGAUGUCUUUGACCCCCUUUGGAAGUUAAAUAUUUUUCUGGUAAAUAUUUAAAAUCUAUUAAAGACUAUUAGGAUUGAGCCUAUUUUUUGGCCAAAUAGAAUCAUAAAUGAAGUUUUUUUCCAACAAAACCUCUUUAUGCAUAGCCAGAAGUCCACAUCCUAGCACCUCUUCUCUUAAAAAAUACAGGUUACAAAUCAGGUAAAUAUCUCAAUUUACAGUGGUAUAUCCACCUCCUGCACAAUAUAUUUGUCUUCUCAACUGUACCAGGUGAUAGCUGGGCAGUAUUAUCCUAAUAAAAAUUUCAGUUUAUUUUUUUGUCUGCAUUUCAUUAACAAAGUUAGUGUUCAGUACCUCAUAUUUUUCAACUUUUUGAAAAAUAAAUAACAGUUUGAAAAUA